CCGUACGCCUAAACGCGCCGGUGGUCGGGCCGUGCUCGCCUCCAGGGUUUUCGAGUGCUGGGCCCGUUUCGGGGGGUGGUGGGGGGUGGUCAGGGGGGGGGGGAAGGGGGAAAGGCCCGGGUAGGAUGGGCUUUGGCGCUGUCCACUAAGCUCCGCUCUGACAUCUGUGGGUGGUGGGCUACCUGCAAGGCAACAAUGGCGUCCAAGAAAGGGAGGGGAGAUCAGCCAUUCGUUCCGGUCAGUAAAGACAAGCAGAGGGAGGCGGAGCGGAAGUUUUGCGGCUUUAAGUGGGUUACGAAGGGGCAGACGAUGCCGAAUUCGAAUGGCAAUUUCCUCAUGGAGUGCAAGCUGUGUGGUCAGGGUUUUCAGGGGAGCCAGACGAAAGCCGCACAGCACUUCACGAUCAAGAACAAUUGCCCCAAAAUCUUCGUGGAGCAGAUGGCGGAGAUAUGGAACAAGACAAAGUACGGGUUCGAUCCAAGCCAUGCACGGAAGAUCAUGGACUUUCUGAAGUCUCGUGGGUUGCGAGACAACAGAUGUGGAUCGGGGAGGGAGCCGGCGGGGAAUGUGGAGUUUGAGGACAGCGAGGAGGAGAGGAGGGCGGUCGAGGUUGGAGAUGAUGAUGGUGAGAGUGAUGCAGAGGACAUGGAGGUGCGGCGAGAGGUGGAGUGAGCCAGGGGAAAGUUGAGGAAGGAGAAGGCCGUUGACGAGGACAGCACCCCUGA
Chara braunii is the source of this 725-nucleotide messenger RNA. Lineage: Eukaryota; Viridiplantae; Streptophyta; Charophyceae; Charales; Characeae. The record is from the annotation of a GenBank genome assembly.